CAAACUCUCUCGCUAAUACACUCUCCACUCGCGAGAGAGGAUUCGACGAUCUCUCUAUACUGUCGCUCCCGUGAAUCUUCUCAAAAGACUCCGAGAGGUGUAGUAUACAAGGGACGAGCGAGAGAGGUGUAGUCCUUGAUACUCAUUCACCGUUUCUCCUCUCGAUUCGAUCACGAGAUCUACCACCAGAUCUGGUUUCAGGAGCGACGCGAACUGUGUGGGAGUUUGAAUCCGUUCUGAUCAUCGGAGAUGACGAUGUCAAGCCCUAUUACGCCUGGGCUAAUGUCGGUGGUGCUCGGGAUUGUACCGGUGAUCGCCGCGUGGCUAUACGCCGAGUAUCUGCACUACACAAAACAUUCCGUCUCCUCCGCCAAAGCGCACUCUGAUGUCAAUUUGGUGGAGAUUGGGAAAGAGUUUGUGAAAGAAGAAGAUGAUAAAGCUCUGUUGAUAGAAGAUGGAGGUGGUCUUCAAGCGGUUUCUCCCAAAGCCAAGGCUUCCUCUGUGCAUUCUCCUCUCGUUAGGUUUGUCCUCUUGGAUGAGUCCUUUCUGGUUGAGAAUAGGCUGACGUUGAGAGCAAUAAUCGAGUUCGCGGUACUUAUGGGAUACUUUUACAUAUGUGACCGCACGGAUGUAUUCAAUUCAUCCAAGAAGAGUUACAACCGGGAUCUCUUUCUGUUCCUUUACUUCCUUCUCAUCAUUGUUUCGGCGAUAACUUCGUUCACCAUACAUAAUGAUAAGUCAGCAUUCAACGGAAAGUCCAUCAUGUACUUGAAUAGGCAUCAAACCGAGGAGUGGAAAGGCUGGAUGCAGGUCCUCUUUUUGAUGUACCACUACUUUGCUGCUGCAGAGUACUAUAAUGCGAUCCGUGUUUUCAUCGCUUGCUAUGUAUGGAUGACUGGAUUUGGGAAUUUUUCCUAUUAUUACAUUCGCAAGGACUUUAGCCUUGCAAGGUUUGCUCAGGUAACAGCUAUGGUUUAUCGGCUUCUUUUCUUAUUUCUAAAUUCUAACAUACGCUUGUUUCUACAGAUGAUGUGGCGGUUAAAUUUCCUUGUUAUAUUCUCCUGCAUCGUCCUCAACAACAGUUACAUGCUAUACUACAUAUGCCCAAUGCACACGCUGUUUACUCUGAUGGUCUAUGGCGCACUUGGUAUUAUGAACAAAUAUAAUGAGAUGGGUUCAGUCAUAGCUGCCAAAAUGGUUGCCUGCUUCGCUGUUGUUAUCAUCGUUUGGGAGAUUCCUGGCGUUUUUGAAUGGAUUUGGAGUCCGUUUACGUUCCUAAUGGGUUACAAUGAUCCUGCAAAACCGCAGCUUCCCCUCUUGCAUGAGUGGCAUUUCCGCUCGGGCCUUGAUCGGUACAUAUGGAUAAUCGGGAUGCUAUAUGCAUACUACCACCCUACUGUUGAAAGUUGGAUGGAUAAACUAGAGGAAGCUGAGAUUAAGUUCAGGAUGGCUGUCAAAACAACUGUGGCACUUGUAGCGCUUACGGUGGGAUAUUUUUGGUUCGAGUACAUAUACAAGAUGGACAAGCUAACUUACAACAAAUAUCAUCCUUACACCUCUUGGAUUCCAAUAACUGUUUAUAUCUGUCUCCGGAACAUCACCCAGUCUUUCCGUGGCUACAGUUUGACCCUUCUCGCGUGGCUUGGGAAGAUAACACUUGAGACAUAUAUCUCCCAGUUUCAUAUAUGGCUCAGAUCUGGAGUUCCUGAUGGUCAACCCAAAUUGCUACUCUCUCUAAUCCCGGAAUACCCAUUGUUGAACUUCAUGCUCACAACUUCCAUUUACGUCGCUGUCUCUUAUAGGCUUUUCGAGCUUACCAACACAUUGAAAACAGCCUUCAUACCAACCAAAGACGACAAGCGCCUUGUCUACAACACGAUCUCAGGAAUCAUAAUCUGCACUUGUCUCUACUUUUUCUCGUUUGUUCUCAUCCAAAUCCCCCAAAAAAUGGUGUGAAGCACGUCUGAACCAGACCAACGUGGAUGAUAUUAUGUGAUAGAGAAUUCAUCUCAGAACUACGCAAUAUGGUUGGUUAGACAUACGAAGAAGAUAAAAGAAGUUCAGAGUCAGAGAGAUAGAGAUGCAUACAAUAUUACAAUGUGUAUAUUUUAUUUAUUUAUAUAAUAUAUGAACAAGGUCAAUGUGUUGUUUCACGAUAUUACGUUAAUUUGUAUUACCAAAUUUUUCCAAAAUCAGUUUAUAAUAAAUACUCC
Messenger RNA from Brassica oleracea var. oleracea, 2213 nucleotides. Its product is annotated as CAS1 domain-containing protein 1-like. Lineage: Eukaryota; Viridiplantae; Streptophyta; Magnoliopsida; Brassicales; Brassicaceae. The record is from RefSeq and is a predicted model, not a curated record. The coding region runs from base 250 to 1956 and encodes 568 amino acids. Gene Ontology annotation, molecular function: acetyltransferase activity. Gene Ontology annotation, biological process: xylan biosynthetic process; xyloglucan metabolic process; plant-type secondary cell wall biogenesis. Gene Ontology annotation, cellular component: Golgi apparatus. The transcript has 15 exons.